Mauremys reevesii (Reeves's turtle) is the source of this 785-nucleotide messenger RNA. RefSeq names its product anoctamin-6-like. The record is from RefSeq and is a predicted model, not a curated record. Gene Ontology annotation, molecular function: protein dimerization activity. The coding region runs from base 226 to 756 and encodes 176 amino acids. NCBI's taxonomy places the organism in Eukaryota, Metazoa, Chordata, Testudines, Geoemydidae. The transcript has 8 exons.
CAGACAUCAGCGAUAAAGGGUGCAGGAUCCAGAAAAGAGAAGCCAGUAGUGAACACUGACCGUGGACAACAGAUGAAACAGACAGACGAACUAUUGCAAGAAGGUGUGGAUACAACAGUACAUUGAGAGCCGAGAAGGAAGGACUGUGCUGGAGUACUAAUUCUGAACAUGGCACUAGGUCUUUCAUGAACCCAAGGAGCUGAUAUAUUUCCAGAAACCCACCCCAUGGUACAUGCUCAGGAUGUUGCUAAGAAGAAUGGAGAUAGUAAGUCUAAAUCAGGAUCUGGCAACGGACAUUCGUGCUCAUCUCCUGCGAGGAUGCGGAGGAAAUCCAGACACGCCAGCCCUUCUUUUGAGGAUGAAGAGGACGAGGACGAUCCCAUCUACGUGCAUGGUGACGAAGGCUACAGCCCCAACCUCAGGGGCAACUACUUCCGAGAUGGGCAAACCAAGAUCGACUUCGUGCUGGUGUGGGAGGAGAAGGUGCGGCCCCCGAAGAAGAGGAGGGGGAAGCUGGCGGCUCACGAGGCCAGAGGCGACCGGCCACGCGGGCACCACGAGCACUGGAGGAGGAAGUUCCUCAACAACCUGAGAAAUGCCGGGCUGCUGAUGGAGAAGGAGGAGAUGCUGAGCGAGCGGAAAACCAUCCACUACCUGAAGCUGAGCGCCCCGUGGGACGUGCUGGUGUUCUACGCCGAGGAGCUGUGCCUGCGAGCGCCCCUGCAGCCCUGCCUAGCCUGCUUGAGGGCCCAUUAAGGACCAUCAGCUACACAACUGACCCAUGG